AAUCAGAAUGGCACUAGUUGCCUGUGGCCUCAAUGCCAAUAGCCAGAUAACACCAGCUGGUCCACCGCUCUUGUGCUGCCCGACACCAGUAAGAGAUAAAAAGGAUGUGUGUGAAGUACAUAUAGCUUGCAGUCACAUACUUUGGAAAACCAAUGCUGGUUGGCAAAUUACUGGCUACAGAAAUCUUGAUUAUAGUCUGGAAGAGGAGAUGGCACAGAGAUGGAAGCAGAUAUCUAUGAGCGAGAUGCGAAUGGCUGCCAUAAACGAUGAUGGGGCAGUGGUUCUGCGUGAAAAGGGGCAGUGGAGGAAGCUCUUCUUCCAGAGAGAUACUGCAAUGGACUCAAGAAACUUAGGUCCCUCAGUGCAGCAAGUUGAAGAUCAGGACAGGAUAGCAGAGAGUGAAAGUAAUAUUCAUCAUACAACAUCUCAAAUAAAAUUCUCUUCUGUCUUUGUUGAGGACAACUCUCUUAUAGCUCUCGAUGAAGAUGGGAAGAUGUACAGCAUUGGUGUUCCUCUACCGUAUGGUGGCAGCAGAAUCAGUGUCGUUGAAGUGGGGAAGGAGCACUGUAUGGCACUAACAACGGAUGGAGUAGUCCUUACCUGGGGCAGUGGAAUGCGUGGUCAACUUGGCAACGGAGAAUUGUGCCAGAUCGAUCGUCCAGAACCAGUAGAGAGUCUCCAAGGCAUUACUAUCUCCUCCAUAGCCUCUGGGGGUUGGCACUGUGUCGCUUUGAGCACGAGUGGUGACGCAUACAUGUGGGGCUGGAAUGAAAGCGGCCAGUUGGGCUUCCCAGCCAAGGCAGAUCAGGAGGCAUCGAUUUUGGGAACAUUUAGCCACAGAUGCUGAUGUCCCGAACCAGUUCAUAUGACAGACACAAUAUUCAGUGACAGCAAGGUGGAAGAAAUUAGGACCAAUGAACAGAGUGGCAACGAUCAUAAAGCAUCUCUCGAAGGAACAGGAGAUUGCAGAACUGAUCCGAGAA
Messenger RNA from Penaeus vannamei (Pacific white shrimp), 983 nucleotides. The record is from RefSeq and is a predicted model, not a curated record. NCBI's taxonomy places the organism in Eukaryota, Metazoa, Arthropoda, Malacostraca, Decapoda, Penaeidae.